Durusdinium trenchii is the source of this 897-nucleotide messenger RNA. Lineage: Eukaryota; Dinophyceae; Suessiales; Symbiodiniaceae. The record is from the annotation of a GenBank genome assembly.
AUGGGUCUGGCCCCUCGCUUGGUGGCUCUGACAGACCGGGCGAUUCUGCGGGUUGCAGGCGAGGGCAGUGACCGCUUUUUGCAAGGUCUUUGCACCCAGGACGUGCAGCGACUCAGCGUCUCGGGUCCUUCGGUGCUGCCGGCGGCUUUUCUGUCGCCCAAGGGCAAGGUGCUAUGCGAUGCCAUGGUGAAGCGACAGGAUACCAACGAAUACUUGGUGCCAAGCUCAGGCACCCAAAGUGCCGAGAUGGACUCUUCAGAUUAUUUUGCAGAUCCACGCUUUGAAGGGCUGGGGCACCGUGCAAUUCUGCCUGCAUCGCACCCGACAUCUCCAAGUGCGAGCUUGUCCGACUACCAUUUCUGGCGAGUUUGCUGUGGUGUUCCUGAGGGUCCGGGAGACUUGAAGAUCGACGAGGUCAUGCCUUUGCACGGGAAUCUAGACUUGUUGAACUUCGUCUCCUUUUCCAAAGGCUGCUACGUUGGCCAGGAACUGCUUACUCGAACCAAGCAUCGAGGUGCAGUGCGUCGCCGGAUUUUCACCGUUGUGGCCAUGGAUGGCAGUGACACUGCACUUGGCAGGAAACUUCAAGAGAAAGUGCAGAGCCUGCCGCGAAGUACUCCAUUGACCGCGGAGCUCAUCCAUCCACUUCCAAGACCCCUUCAAGGGGAAGAGAAGGACAUGGCAAUUUUCAGCCACUCAGGCUCAUCUGACCCGAAACAAGUAGGGACACUCCAAACGUGGUCUCACAAUAUGGCACUAUGCAUGCUCAGAUGCGAAGGGGCAUUCAACGAAGCUUCCAGCUUCGAGAAUUCGCCCUUGCCGAAUGGUGUCGAAAUCCUUUCGGCCUCCAGAGAUUUGCGAUUUCUCGUUCGCGCUCCUCCUUAUGUUUUCUCGUAG